This is a messenger RNA of Durusdinium trenchii, 480 nucleotides long. The record is from the annotation of a GenBank genome assembly. NCBI's taxonomy places the organism in Eukaryota, Dinophyceae, Suessiales, Symbiodiniaceae.
AUGCAUCCAAUUCCCACUCCGAUCUUAAGAACCCGUGGCCUCGCUGUGCCGUCUCGUGGCCUCCCAGCGCCACCUCCUCGGCCAGCCAUGGCCGUUUCGCGCGUGUCGCCGCAGUCCGUGCGCGCGGUGCCGCCCCGCGCCACGCGCGCGGCGAAGAUCACGGGGAUUUACAUCGGACUGGUGGGGCUGGCGCUCUUCGUGGCGCCUGAGAGCUGCUUUUCCCUCCUCUUCGACCCCCAGGAGCUGCGAGCCAUUUGGAUUCGGGUCUUUGGCAUCUUGUGCGCCGUGCUGGGCUGGUAUUAUUAUGGAGCUGCACGUGACAGCCGAGGCUUCUUGGAAGCCAGCGUCUCGGGUCGACUUGGCUUGGCUGCGGCGCUCUGUGCAGCCGUGGCCAUGGACCGGCAGAAACACUGGGGCCUCCUUCUUUUGGCCGCCACCAACGCCGUGGGCGCCUACUUCAUGCACCGCGCCUUGAGAUGA